This is a messenger RNA of Paramacrobiotus metropolitanus, 2974 nucleotides long. RefSeq names its product eukaryotic translation initiation factor 3 subunit B-like. Gene Ontology annotation, cellular component: eukaryotic translation initiation factor 3 complex. Gene Ontology annotation, molecular function: translation initiation factor activity; translation initiation factor binding; RNA binding. The transcript is spliced from 16 exons. Gene Ontology annotation, biological process: translational initiation. NCBI's taxonomy places the organism in Eukaryota, Metazoa, Tardigrada, Eutardigrada, Parachela, Macrobiotidae. The coding region runs from base 615 to 2705 and encodes 696 amino acids. The record is from RefSeq and is a predicted model, not a curated record.
AACCUUAGCGUUAAUUCGAUUAUUUUCCCUUUUCGCUCACUGGACAGUCUGAUUUUGCGUUCGGAAUUCAAGUUACUGGUGCAGUCGACGUACUUGAUUGAUGCCGAUCUGAAAAAGUACGCACCACAGCAAGUAGCUGAAAAGGUCAUCCUCAACAAUUUCAACGGUUCCGAUGCCAUGUUAUUGAAUAUCGCAUCUAAAGGAGAAAAAUACGCCGUUUUCUGUACCUUUGCCGAUAACGCUGGCUGCAGCGAUCGACGAAUUGUUCCUGCUUUUGACCUGAAUGUGUACGGUUGGAUAAGUCCGUUCCAACUUCAAAAGAACAGCUCGAUGACAUCUUUCAUGAGCAUUAGGUAAGAAAUGUCGAGAUAGCUUUCUCAGAAGCCAUAAAGUUCAGACACUGUUGUAGAACAUUAGAGCUCGCCCAAGUUGGGAUUACCAAACAUCUGCUGGAUAUCCACAGGGUCCUGUCAUAUCGCGACAAAGCAGCUGCGUAUGAUUCCCAGGGUGGCCGCUCGUAUGCAAGCACGUCAGCCGCCUCGAUCCUGGCUUUACCAAUCGAUGGCCGAAAACGUCCGACGGCAUCGCGCUCCGAUUCUGCAAGCUAUCCCCACAUGCCGGAUUUUGCCGAUCCAGCCGACUAUUUCGACAGUAUCACUGAUGAAGAAUUGUUACCGGACAUCCAGAAACUGCGUCCCAAUGAAACGAUGGGAAUGGAGAGUAUCAUCAUUCUGGAUGGACUGCCUAUGGUGCCACCGGAGCGCCUGGAGAAGUUGAGGAACAGGCUCAAGAAGAUUAUGGGACAGCAAGCACAGUUUGAUGUUUCGGAAAUAAUCAAUGAGAUUCAUCCGAUUGAUGAAAAUAACGUGUCCAAGGGCUUUGCGUUUUAUGAGUUUGCUGAUUCUGAUGCGGAGCCGCCUAUAGCGGCCCGGAUUAAGAAGGCGAUGAAUGGAUAUAAAUUCGACAAGCAGCAUACAUUAUCUGCAGACUUCUUCAUGGAUUUUGAUAAAUAUAUUUCGGUCCCGGAUGAAGCGGAAGAGCCAAUGGUUCAGGAUUUCAAGGAUCCCGAGAAUUUGCGCUAUUGGUUGGAAAGUGAAGACUGUUAUGAUCAUUACGCUGUCAUAUGGGGCGGCGACACCGGAACCGAGAAGAUGACGGCCUAUGCGAAUUCUCCCGUGGAACCCGCUCUGCUGCAAGAACGUGAGCACUGGACCGACCGCUACGCCAUGUGGUCACCCCUUGGCACCUACCUGGCCACUUUUCACCAGAAAGGAGUAGCCCUGUGGGGCGGACCAAGAUUUGCGCAGAUCACCCGUUUCAGCCACGAGGGAGCCGUUAAUGCAUCACUUUCUCCUAAUGAGCGUUAUGUCCUAACGAUGCGCAACAAGCCCGAGUAUCUGCCAGUUGACGACCAGUGUAUGAUUCUGUGGGAUGUGGUAACGUCGGCAAAAAAGAAGAGAUUCGCCUGGAGCGAAAAGGAUUCUCCGCAUCCGAAUUUUCUUAAGUGGAGUCCGGACGAAAACUACUUUGCCACAAUGACAAAGAACGAAUGUAUUAACAUUUACAACACCAAGACUUUCUCUCGUGUCGUCCGCGAUAUCCCCGGCGUGGCCGAUUUCUCAUGGAGCCCGGCACACAAUUAUCUCGCAUACUGGGUGCGGGAAAGUGACAACCAAGAUGUACCGGCCCGGGUCAUUCUUCUAUACAUUCCUCCCGACAAAGACAAGCCCAUGGAGGAGAUCCGCAGUAAACAGCUGUUCAGCGUCAAGGACUGCGAGUUCUACUGGCAGAAGAACGGCGAUUACAUGGCCGUCAAAGUGCAGCGUUAUAAGCAUAUUAAGAAAAAAGGCGCCGACAGGUUCGAUUACAUUGGAGUAUUUCACAACCUAGAGAUUUUCACCCUGGUUAAGAGACAGGAAGUCCCCGUAGAAUCCAUUGAGAUACGAGAUCCCAUCGUGGAUUUAUCCUGGGAACCAAACGGCAACAAAUUAGUGGUGCUGACGGUGGCUGAUUCAGUAACAUCAGCUAAUUUCUACAGUGGACGACAAGGCGUCACGUUCGAAUUAUUUAAAAAAUUAGCGCUGCGGCACAAAGUGGAGAAAAUCUCAUGGUCACCUGUGGGACAGUUCGUUGUUCUUCACACGGCUUCCGGCGGAAGCGUCGGGUAUUUAAGUUUUGUGGACACCGCCGAUUUGUCAGUGCUGGCCGAUGUGGAACACUUCCUGCUCUCGGACGUCCAGUGGGAUCCCACAGGACGCUACCUCACAGCCGUUACAUCCUCUUCGAAUGCCGGAAAUAGGAAAGAUAAUGGAUUUACACUGUAUUCCUUCCAAGGCCGGUAUAUCCGUAGUGAGAAAGUGGACGGAUUGAGUAUGUUUAGCUGGCGACCCCGACCCGUUUCCAUUCUCCCAGCAGAGAAACUCAAAGAUAUCAAGAAGAACCUGAAGAAAUACGCAUCCCAAUUCGAAACCAAGGAUCGCUUGCUGGCAUCAAAAGCCUCGAAGGAAGUGUCGGAGCGGCGAAAACGCCAGAUGACAGAGUUCACGGAUUUUUUAACGACGAAGCAGCACUACUUUGAGCAGGGACGACACAAACGAGUAUCGCUAAGGCGAGGAAAGGACACAGACGCGUUGGAUGCCCAUCCGGAUCAGCUGGUGGAAGAGCAGCUUGAAGUGAUAGUCAAUAUGACUUUUACUAACAUCUAAUAGUUUGUGGAGCGUCGUUUUCGUUUGUUUUGAUACACAUUGAAUGGUAAUCACUAAUCCCAGGCGGUUUGUUAAAAUUCAUUUCACAAUCUUGUUUCUUCACAAUUGAUCGUAAAAAUUCACUGUUUUGGUCCGUAUUUUGUCUUUUAUAUCACUAGUUUAUAUCACUCGUAAUUUAAAUUGAUAACUGCGUGAACUGAGUGAUAAUUGCUUGUUAUUUAAAGUGAUAGUUGAUUUGUUGUGUUGAAGCGAUAUAAAUUACGGGACAA